Messenger RNA from Pseudomyrmex gracilis, 3820 nucleotides. It is a transcript of the gene Ptp61F, whose product is annotated as tyrosine-protein phosphatase non-receptor type 1. NCBI's taxonomy places the organism in Eukaryota, Metazoa, Arthropoda, Insecta, Hymenoptera, Formicidae. The record is from RefSeq and is a predicted model, not a curated record. Gene Ontology annotation, biological process: protein dephosphorylation. The transcript is spliced from 8 exons. Gene Ontology annotation, molecular function: protein tyrosine phosphatase activity. The coding region runs from base 387 to 1859 and encodes 490 amino acids.
CGCAGCACAUCCGCGAGAGUUCGCACAGUUGUGCGCGCUGCGACAGAUCAUAGGGUUUGUGUGUAUUGCGAAGUGCAUGUCUUCUUGCUCCUCGUUGCGUGAUUUCGCGUUCGUCGUGCUUUCGUGGCAGCGGGGUUUGCCGUUGGCGACGAGGAGACUGACACAUGAUACGUUGACACUCAUACGGGGUCAACUCGGGGUGACGGAUCUAGGAAGUAGAGAAAAGAGCGAGUGGUUGAAAGGGUGCGUGGUCGCAGUCGUGGUCGUUGUUGUGUGUAUCAAACACGCGCACGGCCCAGCCUCUUCGUGUCUGCGUGCGUACAUGCGCGUGUCUCUUUGCAUUUUCACAUACUAAUAUUCAGCAAUAGCGCGAACUCGUAACCGGAAUGACCAGCAACGAGGAUACGCGCAGCCAGGCGAUCAGCAACAUCGAGACCGAGUACAACGAGAUCAAUUCUAAGAACGCCUGGCCGAUUUUCUUUCAGCAUAUACGUGUUGAUAGUAGUAAUGAAUACUCAUGUAUCGAAUCAAAAAAGCCACAGAACAAAAAUCUGAAUCGCUAUAGGGAUGUAGUACCGUACGAUCACAGUAGAAUAAUACUUAAAAGAGGCACAUGUGACUAUAUACAUGCCAAUCUCAUACAAGUGGAGAGUGCUAAUAGGAAAUAUAUUCUUACACAAGGACCGUUACCAACUACUGUUGGCCAUUUUUGGUUAAUGGUAUGGGAACAAAAUAGUAGAGCUGUGUUGAUGUUAAACAAGGUGAUAGAAAAGAAUCAAAUCAAAUGUCAUCAGUAUUUUCCUCUGGAUGAGAAAUGGGGACCUAUGAUAUUCGAGGAAGUCGGAAUAAAAGUGGAAUUUAUCGUCAAGAUACAAUCUUUAGAAUACACUUCUAGGUUGUUACGUAUAACAGACAUGGAAAGCAAUCAAAGUAGAGAAGUCAUACAUUUUCAUUACACAACUUGGCCUGACUUUGGAGUACCACAAUGUCCAACAUCGUUUUUACGUUUCUUGAGAGACGUCAGAUGCACAGGAGCAUUGGAUCAAAGUGUUGGCCCACCCAUCGUUCACUGUUCUGCGGGAAUAGGAAGAUCAGGAACAUUUUGUUUAGUUGAUUCAUGUUUACUACUGAUCGAGAAACAGGGAUUAAAUUCUGUAAAUGUGCGGGAGAUAUUGCUAGAGAUGAGACAGUUUCGUAUGGGUUUGAUACAGACUCCGGAACAACUACGUUUCUCUUAUGCUGCCAUUAUUGAAGGAGCAAAACAGUUAGCAGUUAACAACACGAUUGUCAACAGUAAGGAACCGAUAGAUAAUGAUGAUAAUGAUGAUAAUGAUGAUGAGUAUGAUGAAAUGAACAACAGAAAAGAUUUGAUAGAUGACGAACCUCCUCCUUUACCACCUCCAAGAGGAGCAUCGUUAACGCGUAGCAUGAUGUCAGAUUUAAGCUCAGACUCGUCAUCCAGUGAAAAUGAUGACGUAGGUGCACCGCCUGAUAAACCACUACCGAGCGAACCACCAAAUCACACGGAUGUAUCUGCAGAUUUGAAAUCCACGUCCAUUACAAAUAAUACAUAUGAACAGAACGCCAACGUCACGACCUCUUCUAACGAAGAUGCCGAGAUAUCUCUUCAGACGAACAAUUCCAAUUCUGAGGAUAAAAAAUCGGAACUACGUCAACGUUGUCGGGAGAGAAACAACCGAAUAGCGGAGCAAGUGCGCGAGAUGAAACGCCGGCAAAAGGAGACGGAAGAGUGGCAAAAGCUCAAGAGGUCAUUAUUUAAACCUCUUACAAUAAGCUUAGGCAUCGGAAUUGGUGGGGGUCUCAUAGCGCUGUGCUAUUAUCUGUACAUGCGUAGUUAGAUCCACUGUAUCGCAAGAUAUCGUACGUACGUACACGCGAGUUCUCGAAUUGUCACAUUUAGACUUGCAUCAAAGAAAGUUGCUCUUAACAAGAAUUUUAAGAAUAACGUUUAACGUUUACAGAUAACCAUGCUAGGUUUUAACCACUUGAUUUUAAGUUAAAAAUUUUCACAUUUUUUAACGGAGUAACGGAAAAACUUGCGUUUUUUUGUACAAUAUAACCCAGUACCGGAACACGUAUCAUACAGACGCAACAUUAGCGAUAUCGAAAAAUGUAUAACAAUUCUACUAUUACCAAAAGAGAGAAACACGAGAAAGAAAGAGACGAAAGAUAGAAAACAACGGGAAAAAAAAAUUUAUUACUAAGAGAUUACCAGGAUUGAAUACGUUGCUAUACGUUCAAACAGUAAACAAUAGAAAAAUCGGAAAUCCAAAAAAGCGAAAAAAAUAAAUUUUCGAUUUGUAUUUUUAUAUUGUGAUUUACUCGGUAAGAGUGCUUAGAAUAUACUAAAAACGUGUGCGUUCUUAUACAAUUUCUUUAUUACUCUCUUGAAAUGUUUAAUAUUAAAUAUUAAAUGAAACAAAGUAAUAACUCGGUCGAUAUACGGUGCUUGUGAAAACGUUAUAAUGAAGGAAUAAGAAGCGUAGGAAAAUCGCGUUAGAUUUCCAUAUGAUUUUGUACAAUAUAUGCAUAUUAUAUGUCCCAGCAUUAUUAGUCCCACAAUACAAAUAUCAUUAAACAAGUAGAUAAGGAACUCCCAAUUCGAUCUUAUUUGUACAUUAUAGCGAAAAUUUUAUGAGCUCGUAUACCGAUGUAACAUAAACACAUAGAAUGAGAGUGAAUGUGUAAAGCUAAAAACAUAAUGAAGAGUCAAUUUCAGUGCUAUAUUCUCGUAUAAAGAUACAAAAAGACUUGGAGUUUGUGUCAGUUUUCUCAAAUAGGUGAUAAAUGCACAUUUCUACGUGACAUAUAAUCUUUUCCUUAUUGUUCAGUUAAUCGGUAAAUAAGAACAGAUUUAUACAUAUACAUAUAUAUAUAUAUAUAUAUAUAAUAUAUAUAUAUAAAUAACAACACACACAUGUAUAUCUUUCUGCUGUUUUCGACAAAUAUUUCUAAUUCAAUUUGAUGUACUGUUAGUAAUAGGUCAGGGUAUCAAACUCGCAUUAGAUUUGACAAACUAGAGUUUAUUUUCAAAAUGACCCUUUGAGUUCGUGUUGUCUUUGAAGCGGUGGAAGUGAAUCGCGACGAUGUGUGAAUCCAUUACUUCCAAAAUAUGCGUUCAACGGAGGUUUGGGAAAUGGACUUCAUAAUUUUCUUAGUAGUGUUAAAUAGAUAUACUCGUGAUAGGCCUAGAAGUAAAUUGUUAACAAAUUUUAUUCUAGUUCCGUAGUUAAAUGUUUUUUUUAAUUACUCUUGCCGAUAGAUUUUAACUCUGAUCUAUAUAUCAAAAAUAUUCAUUAAAGAAUCUAGAUUUAUACAUAGCGCAUAUAUUAUAAACAUGUGACAUAUUACAUACUGUGUUUCGAAGAUGUUUUUCACUUAUUAUGAUAAUCGCACUUCGUGGUUUUAUUAUUUGGCUAUGAGUAAGAUAUUACUGUUUUNUUUUNUUUUUUUUUUUUUUUUUUUAUUUGCGAAUUUUUAUAUUUUUCGCUUUUAUUAUAAUGAAUUACAUUUAUAUUUUGCAAAAAUUCUUUGUAACGUUGUAUGUUUGAUGCAGCUAAUGAUAAACACGUACGAAAGCUUGCUUUAUGGUAUCUAUACUGCUAAUUAAUGUAAUAGAUUGUUGUACUGAUCACUUCUCAACAGACCAUUCCUAGUGGAUGUUAGCUUCUUUUGUGCUCUUUGAUACUAUUUUACUAUUCACACAAAACACUUCGAAAGUUCAGUAAUUACAGUUACAUUAUAAUCGUAAAGAAGAAAGAAAGAAAGAAAAAAAGAGAGGGGAAAGAGAAGAAAAGAA